UUUUAUUAACAAGCCAAAAUUCAGAUAGGGCAUUCCAAGAGUUUUAUUAACAUCAAAUUUUCACACGUGUUUUCUCAGCAAUGGCUGAAGGUAAACCUUAACCAUAACAAAACAAACUCCAUGAUUUUGGUUCACUUUUUCCUUGGACGAGUUUUCAGCCAAUGGAGGCCUUUUCGUUUUUUUGUUCAGAGCCAGUGGAAUCAAAUCAAUUUUUAACAUUUUUAGAAACUGGGAAAGCAAUUCAACAGGAAAUCCUGUCCAUGAUAGCUAUAACUGAAAUAGUAUAAAAAAUCCUGGACUGAUACUAUAGUAUUCAAUUGUGAGAUACACCAUAGUUUGAAAGCUAUGCUUUAUUCUCUGACAGAUUCAAAAAGAAAGAAAUAAAAUGGAGAGCCAAAGGAGCAACUGAGAGCUGCAACAGUUGAGCAAACUUUCAAUAUGACUAGGAAACCAAACGAAGCCCUUAAUUCUUCAAGGUCUUGGUAGGAGACUUUGAUAAGAAGUUGAGAAUUCCACCAGCUUUUGUGAAGUAUGCUUCCAACGGAAAUGUGACUACCAUGUUCACCUUGUAUUCUGACUCAGGGAACUCAUGGCGAGUUUAAGUCAAAGUUCAACAAGGAAGCUACUUUUUCAACAGUGGAUGGUCAAAGUUUGUCAAAUACCAUGGCCUGGAAAAAGGGAUUUUCUGGUUUUCUUUUUGGUUGAUAGUUCAAUGCUUGAUGUUUUUAUUUAUAAUCGAACAGCAUGUGCAAAGAACAUCAGUUUGGCUGCUAAGAAACCAAAGGGUCGACCCCCUAGAGUUAGCAGACAGAUUGAACAAACCCCAAACAAGAAACCAAGAACAGUUUCUCGUGCACAGGAGGCUGAGUUUGUAUCUGAAGUAACCCCAAAGCAUGUUUCAUUUCAAAUGGUUGGGAAGGAAUACCAUAAAUACUAUGGUUAUAUUCCGCGUUGUUUUGUCAAAGAAACAGGCAUGGGAAAGGAAUCCAUAACGGUAAUUAAGGAUCCAAGAGGUGGGAUGUGGCUAAUGAAGACCAACGUGAGCAGAGGACAGGUUCGUUUUGGUUGUGGAUGGUUCCAGUUUCUGCAUGGAAACGAAAUAGCUGCUGGAGAUACCCUGUUGUUUGAGCACCUUCCAAAUACAGGCAAUUUUAUCCACAUACAAGUUAUUAACAAGGGUGGAAAUGGGAAUUGUGGGAGACUAAACAAGCAAGCAAAUCCCUGUGAGGACACCAGCCUUGCUGCUAAGCGACCAAGAGGUCGACCUCGCAAGCAAAUUGAAGAACCACCAAGCACAAAAUAUGCUCCAAGCACGGCUUUUUGAAUAUUGAACUGUUGAAGAUGGUGACCAUGGGUUACAUUGUAUGCCAGUCUUACUUUUGUUUGGUCUGUAAGAAAAAGAAAUGGUAUGAUCAUGAAAUUGAAAAGCCCUUUAAGUUCGGUGAUCAA
Gossypium arboreum is the source of this 1449-nucleotide messenger RNA. RefSeq lists its product as uncharacterized. The record is from RefSeq and is a predicted model, not a curated record. Bases 590 to 1324 code for a protein of 244 amino acids. The transcript is spliced from 4 exons. Gene Ontology annotation, molecular function: DNA binding. Lineage: Eukaryota; Viridiplantae; Streptophyta; Magnoliopsida; Malvales; Malvaceae. Gene Ontology annotation, biological process: regulation of DNA-templated transcription.